Messenger RNA from Cuscuta europaea, 2524 nucleotides. NCBI's taxonomy places the organism in Eukaryota, Viridiplantae, Streptophyta, Magnoliopsida, Solanales, Convolvulaceae. The record is from the annotation of a GenBank genome assembly.
UUUUAUUUCUGGGAUUCUGGGCUUGCCUUCUGUUCUACGCGCUGACUUGUCGCCAUCAUCGCGCCCUGGACGUCGACUACCACGCCUUUUCUUUCUCCGGCGAGGCGAGUAACUCCGGCGACAUAUCCCUAGUGCCAGGACGUCUAGUCUGUGACUAGGCGACGCCGUGACAAUCAUGCUUUCAGGCUUUUACCCUUUGAACAGACGGCGCCGACCCUGUUUUAAUAUAAUUGUUUAUCUAUUUUAACAUAUUUAUAAUUGUUUAGUUAUAAGAUAAAUAAUACCAACAGUUCUCGCAGAAGUCCAGGUCCUUCUUCCUUCCCCUGAACUGCUAUACGCGAGGCGACGAGUCUCAGGAGAUUCCAAUAUGCAAGACUGCUACUCCACUGUGUGAGAAACCGUUAGAGCAAUUUCAUUUCUCCAAAAAGCCUUUAUUGGAUGUUGAGCACAGAGGAUGAUAGUUCAAACAUUGUCACCAUCCAAGCUCAGGAAGCUCUUACGCCCUCUUUGUUCCUCUUUCUAUUCUUCUCCAAAACCUGUAGCUAACUGCAUCCCAGAAUUUCAAAUAACCCAACCUAUUUAUUCCCAAAAAUCAACCGAAAAAAUAUUCCCACCCUUCUUCUUUAGAGGCUUCUCUGCACAGUCUUCCUCAGUUUCGCUCCUCAGCAGAGACGGAAACUACAAUGAGGCCACUUCAGAAAUCAUCGUUAUCUGCCCUGGCUGUGGUGUUAGAAUGCAGGACAGUGACCCUAGGCAACCUGGUUACUUCAUCAAUCCAUCAACUAAACCCCUCAAUUAUAAGACACCUAUUGACAGAAAUCCGAUACUUGAUGAGGCAGAGAUCUCGAGUUCCCUCAAGAAAGGGUUUUUAAAUGAGCCAGUAGAGGCAGAAGAUGAAGAAAGUGUUGAACUAAAUUUGAAUUUAAAGUCCCCUGAGAAGCCGGUGGUUUGUGCUAGGUGCCAUAGCCUGAGACACUAUGGGAAGGUAAAAGACCAGAGUGUUGAGAACUUGUUGCCGGAUUUUGAUUUUGACCACACGGUCGGGAGGAGGUUGGUGUCAGCGAGUGGGACAAGAGCUGUGGUGCUUAUGGUGGUGGAUGGAUCAGAUUUUGACGGGUCAUUUCCAAGGACAGUGGCAAAGCUGGUUUCAAAGACAAUAGAUGAGAACUCUCGGGCAUGGAAAGAGGGGAAAUCUGGGAAUGUGCCUAGGAUUGUGCUAGUAGUGACCAAGAUCGACCUUUUACCUAGCUCCGUAUCACCUACUGGGCUUGAACAUUGGGUUAGAACAAGGGCUAGAUAUGGUGGUGCGACCAAGUUGACUAGUGUACAUUUGGUGAGUGCUGUCAAGAACUGGGGAGUAAAGAAUUUGGUAAACGAUGUGGUAGCAUUGGCUGGUACAAGAGGGCAUGUGUGGGCAGUGGGUGCACAGAAUGCCGGGAAGAGCACACUGAUUAAUGCUAUAGGGAAGUGUGUGGGUGGGAAGGUGACUCAUUUGACCGAGGCACCUGUUCCUGGAACCACUUUGGGGAUACUGAGAGUGGAAGGGGUACUCCCAAAGAAUGCCAAAUUGUUUGACACUCCAGGCCUGCUUCAUCCUCAUCAGAUUUCAACAAGGUUGACUAGGGAGGAGCAAAAGCUUGUUCAUAUGAGCAAGGAGUUAAAGCCUAGGACAUAUAGGAUCAAGGUAGGACAUUCAGUUCAUAUUGGUGGGCUCAUGAGGCUCGAUGUAGAUGAGUUGUCAGUGGAUUCUGUAUACAUUACAGUCUGGGCAUCUCCUCUAAUUCCACUUCAUAUGGGAAAGACAGAAAAUGCCAGCACCAUGUUUGAAGAACAUUUUGGCAAUCAGUUACAGCCGCCAAUUGGAAGAGACCGUGUUGCCAAGCUGGGUGAGUGGGUGAAAAAGGAAUUCAAUGUGAGUGGCAAUGCAUGGGAUUCUAGCUCUGUGGAUGUAGCUGCCUCUGGUCUUGGUUGGUUUGCCAUUGGACUUAAAGGAGAAGCUCGGUUAGGUGUUUGGACGUAUGAUGGCAUUGAUGUUGUUGUUCGCAACUCUUUACUUCCCUUCAGAUCAUGUGAUUUUGAAGUAGCGGGGUUUUCAGUUUCCAAAAUUGUCUCAUGUGCCGAUCGCACUAAAAAUAAGAAAAACUCGGAUGAGAAGAAGCGGAAGAUGAGAGAGCCAAUAGCUGAACCGGUUGCUCUGUCAUCAACAGUUGUUACAGUUGAUGCAGAACAUCCCCCUUCCACUGAACUUCCAGGAGGUGGUAAUAAUGUGAGAGAGAUAUGAUCAUCCUAACCCUCUUCUAGUUGAGUCUGCCAUGCUUUUUCUAAAAAAUGGUAGUGUACACUAUAGGAAGAGCACGCUUUGCAAUUUUGGAACACGCUAUUUAUUGGGUUAGAUUCCUUUUAGCAACUUAUAUGUUGAUGCUUUCAUUGCUUGUAUUGUUUGAAUUUAGUUUCUUUUCAUACUUAUGCUAUGAUGCUUUUAAUAAUGUUUACUAAUAUAUAAUUAAAUAUAAUUACAGUCAAA